Messenger RNA from Bufo gargarizans (Asiatic toad), 1064 nucleotides. RefSeq names its product metaxin 2 (gene MTX2). The transcript is spliced from 10 exons. The record is from RefSeq and is a predicted model, not a curated record. Gene Ontology annotation, biological process: mitochondrion organization. Bases 58 to 909 code for a protein of 283 amino acids. Gene Ontology annotation, cellular component: SAM complex. Lineage: Eukaryota; Metazoa; Chordata; Amphibia; Anura; Bufonidae.
GCCGGGUCUCGCUGUCACCCGUUGAUAGACUUCCUGUUAUUGUGACCUUAACCUUGCAUGUGGAGCGGAGGAUUCUUGGCAAUGUCUCUGGUUACUGAAGCGUUUGUGUCGCAGAUAGCAGCUGUAGAGCCCUGGCCAGAAAAUGCGACCCUUUACCAGCCAUUGAAAAGUGUACAGGUUCUGCUGUCUGACAAUGCAUCUUGUCUCGCUGUCCAGGCCUUCUUACAAAUGUGCAAUCUGCCCGUCCAGGUGGUUUGUAGGGCAAACGCAGAAUAUAUGUCUCCAUCUGGUAAAGUGCCUUUUAUUCAUGUUGGGAAUCAAGUGAUUUCAGAACUGGGACCAAUAGUUCAAUUUGUAAAAGCCAAGGGCCAUUCACUUAGUGACGGCUUAGAUGAAGUCCAGAAGGCAGAGAUGAAGGCGUACAUGGAACUUGUUAAUAAUAUGCUUCUGACAGCAGAGUUGUACAUUCAGUGGUGUGAUGAAGCUACACUAGAGGAGAUAACGCUGCCUCGGUACAGCUCGCCGUACUCCUGGCCCCUCAACAGUAUCUUAGUGCUGCAAAAGAAAUGGGAAAUUAAAAGAAAAAUGAAAGCUAUCGGCUGGGGCGGAAAGAAACUGGAACAGGUCUAUGAAGAUGUCGAUCAAUGUUGUCAGGCCCUUUCACAAAGGUUAGGGACCCAGUCCUAUUUCUUCAAUAAGCAACCCACUGAGCUGGACGCUCUGGUAUUCGGACAUCUGUUCACAAUCCUCACCACUCAGCUGAAUAAUGAAGAACUCAGCGAAAAAGUGAAAAACUACAGCAACCUCAUUGCCUUUUGCCGAAGGAUCGAACAGAACUAUUUUGAAGAUCACGACAGGGACAGUUCUGCCAGCUCCUCUUUAAGAUUAUCCAAAGGCCCCACACUGUAAAUUUUUGGGGAAACAUGUGAUGAGAAUUGGCCUAUUACUUUGAAAGAAUUUGCUAUAUACAGUACGUUCAAUAGAUAACCCUUUGUAUUGCACAAAAAACAAGUAUUCAUAGAACUCGACUGUAUCUGCAUUACAAUAAAUCUAAAACAAAUGCA